This is a messenger RNA of Ochotona princeps (American pika), 5375 nucleotides long. It is a transcript of the gene SLC4A7, whose product is annotated as solute carrier family 4 member 7. Gene Ontology annotation, biological process: auditory receptor cell development; regulation of intracellular pH; bicarbonate transport. Gene Ontology annotation, molecular function: sodium:bicarbonate symporter activity; monoatomic anion transmembrane transporter activity; solute:inorganic anion antiporter activity. The record is from RefSeq and is a predicted model, not a curated record. Gene Ontology annotation, cellular component: apical plasma membrane; plasma membrane; basolateral plasma membrane. The transcript has 26 exons. Bases 331 to 3735 code for a protein of 1134 amino acids. NCBI's taxonomy places the organism in Eukaryota, Metazoa, Chordata, Mammalia, Lagomorpha, Ochotonidae.
AGACUUCUUUGUUCUUAGGGUCCUGAUGAGGAGGUUGUUGUGGACCUUGGCAAAACCAGCUCUACGGUGAACACCAAGUUUGAAAAAGAAGAGCUAGAAAGCCAUCGAGCUGUGUAUAUUGGUGUUCACGUCCCAUUCAGUAAAGAGAGCCGGCGGCGUCACAGGCAUCGUGGACACAAACACCACCACCGGAGAAGGAAAGAUAAAGACUCGGACAAAGACGAUGGCCGGGAAUCUCCUCCUUACGAUACCCCAUCCCAGCGGGUUCAGUUUAUCCUUGGCACCGAGGAUGACGACGAAGAACACAUUCCCCAUGACUUGUUCACCGAAAUGGACGAACUGUGUUACAGAGAUGGGGAAGACUACGAAUGGAAGGAGACGGCCAGGUGGCUGAAAUUUGAAGAGGAUGUCGAAGAUGGAGGUGACCGAUGGAGUAAGCCUUAUGUGGCAACGCUGUCUUUGCACAGUCUCUUUGAGUUGAGGAGUUGCAUCCUAAAUGGAACGGUCAUGCUGGAUAUGAGAGCAAGCACUCUGGAUGAAAUAGCAGAUAUGGUACUGGACAACAUGAUCGCCUCCGGUCAGUUAGACGAGUCCAUCAGAGAGAACGUGAGGGAAGCCCUUCUGAAAAGGCACCAUCACCAGAACGAGAAAAGAUUCACCAGUCGGAUUCCCUUGGUUCGAUCCUUUGCAGAUAUAGGCAAGAAACAUUCUGACCCUCACUUGCUUGAAAGGAAUGGGGAAGGCCUCUCCGCCUCCCGCCACUCUUUGCGAACAGGUCUCUCCGCCUCAAACCUUUCACUGAGAGGAGAAUCGCCCUUGUCUCUUCUUCUCAGUCACCUCCUUCCUUCUUCGAGAGCUGGAACCCCGGCGGGCUCGAGGUGUACCACCCCAGGGCCCACCCCUCCCAGCAGUCCUCCUUCCAGCCCUGGCACCAGCCGCCCGGCCGCCGGAAGUUCCCAGCAGAGUCAGCCGCAGGCCCCGCAACUGCUGGUCACACCUGCCAGUGAUGGUAUUCCCACAGUAGUAAUCCAUCCGCCCGAGGAAGACUUAGAAGUGUCGACAGGCCAGGAGCAGAAGCAAGAGGAAAAUGUUGGCUUAACUCCAGGUAUUUUGGCCUCUCCCCAGUCUGCGCCUGGUAACUUGGACAGCAGUAAGAGUGGAGAAAUGAAAGGUAACGGAGGUGGUGGAGGAAGCAGAGAAAAUAGUACUGUUGACUUCAGCAAGGUUGACAUGAAUUUCAUGAGGAAAAUUCCUUCGGGAGCCGAGGCAUCCAAUGUGCUGGUGGGAGAGGUGGACUUCUUGGAAAGACCCAUCAUUGCGUUUGUGAGACUGGCUCCUGCCGUGCUGCUCUCCGGGCUGACCGAGGUCCCUGUUCCUACCAGGUUUCUGUUUUUGUUGUUGGGUCCAGCAGGCAAAGCCCCACAGUACCAUGAAAUUGGAAGGUCGAUAGCCACGCUCAUGACGGAUGAGAUUUUCCAUGAUGUAGCUUAUAAAGCAAAAGAUAGAAAUGACCUGUUAUCUGGAAUUGAUGAGUUUUUAGAUCAAGUCACUGUCCUGCCCCCAGGAGAGUGGGACCCUUCCAUUCGCAUAGAGCCACCCAAAAGUGUUCCUUCUCAGGAAAAGAGAAAGAUUCCCGUGUUUCCCAAUGGAUCUGCGCCCACGUCGGGUGAGAUUCCUAAGGAGGCCGCCCACCACGCUGGCCCCGAGCUGCAGAGGACUGGACGGCUUUUUGGUGGUUUGAUACUUGACAUCAAAAGGAAAGCACCUUUUUUCUUGAGUGACUUCAAGGAUGCAUUAAGCCUGCAGUGCCUGGCCUCGAUUCUUUUCCUAUACUGUGCCUGUAUGUCUCCUGUAAUCACUUUUGGAGGGCUGCUUGGAGAAGCUACAGAAGGCAGAAUAAGUGCAAUAGAAUCUCUUUUUGGAGCCUCAUUAACUGGGAUUGCCUAUUCAUUGUUUGCUGGGCAACCUCUAACAAUACUGGGCAGCACAGGGCCUGUUCUAGUGUUUGAAAAAAUCUUAUUUAAAUUCUGCAGAGAUUAUCACCUUUCCUAUCUGUCCUUAAGAACCAGUAUUGGUCUUUGGACUUCUUUCUUGUGCAUUGUUUUGGUUGCGACAGAUGCAAGCAGCCUUGUGUGUUACAUUACUCGGUUCACGGAGGAGGCCUUUGCAGCUCUCAUUUGUAUCAUCUUCAUCUAUGAAGCUUUGGAGAAGCUCUUUCACUUAGGGGAAAUAUAUGCGUUCAAUAUGCACAACGACUUAGAUAAACUGACAAGCUACUCGUGUGUGUGUGAUGAACCUGCCAACCCUAGCAAUGAAACUCUGGAGUUUUGGCAGAAAGAGAAUAUAACAGCGCACAGUAUUUCCUGGGGAAACCUCACCGUUUCUGAGUGUGCAGCCUUCCGCGGGGUCUUCGCGGGACCGGCGUGCGGGCCCCACGGCCCUUAUAUCCCCGACGUGCUCUUCUGGUGUGUCAUCUUGUUCUUCACAACGUUCUUCCUGUCUUCAUUCCUCAAGCAAUUUAAGACCAAGCGUUAUUUUCCCACCAAGGUGCGGUCCACCAUCAGCGACUUCGCCGUCUUUCUUACAAUCGUCAUCAUGGUUACGAUUGACUACCUUGUAGGAGUGCCAUCGCCUAAGCUUCAUGUUCCUGAAAAAUUUGAGCCUACAGAUCCAAAUAGGGGCUGGAUCAUAAACCCAUUGGGAGACAAUCCUUGGUGGACCUUACUUAUUGCUGCUAUUCCAGCUCUGCUUUGUACCAUUCUCAUCUUUAUGGAUCAACAAAUUACGGCCGUAAUCAUCAACAGAAAGGAGCACAAGCUGAAGAAAGGAGCUGGCUAUCACCUUGAUUUGCUGAUGGUCGGCGUCAUGUUGGGAGUCUGCUCUGUCAUGGGCCUGCCAUGGUUUGUGGCUGCAACCGUGUUGUCAAUCAGUCAUGUCAACAGCUUGAAAGUUGAAUCUGAAUGUUCUGCUCCAGGGGAACAACCCAAGUUUCUGGGAAUUCGUGAACAGCGGGUUACAGGGCUAAUGAUUUUCAUUCUAAUGGGCCUGUCUGUGUUCAUGACUUCGGUUCUAAAGUUUAUUCCAAUGCCCGUUCUAUAUGGUGUUUUCCUGUACAUGGGAGUUUCCUCACUGAAAGGAAUCCAGUUCUUUGACCGUAUAAAGCUGUUUGGAAUGCCUGCUAAGCAUCAGCCUGACCUGAUAUACCUGCGUUACGUGCCUCUCUGGAAGGUGCACAUCUUCACGGUGGUGCAGCUCACCUGCCUGAUUCUCCUGUGGGUGAUAAAGGCUUCGGCUGCUGCGGUCGUUUUCCCCAUGAUGGUUCUUGCAUUGGUCUUUGUACGCAAGCUCAUGGACCUGUGCUUUACAAAGCGAGAGCUCAGCUGGCUCGACGACCUCAUGCCAGAGAGUAAGAAAAAGAAAGAAGAUGACAAGAAAAAAGAGAAAGAGGAAGCGGAACGAAUGCUGCAAGAGGAGGAAGAUACUGUGCACCUCCCAUUUGAAGGGGGAAGUCUCCUGCAGAUCCCAGUGAAGGCCCUAAAGUACAGUCUUGAUCCCUCAGUUGUUAACAUAUCAGAUGAAAUGGCCAAAACCGCACAGUGGAAGGCACUUUCCAUGAACACUGAGAAUGCCAAAGUAACCAGAGCUAACACGAGCCCUGAAAAACCCAUGAGUGUGAAAAUAAAUUUGGAAGAUGAACCGGCAAAGAAAUACAUGGAUGCUGAAACUUCAUUAUAGAAUUGAACUCAGAGGAAUUACAUAGAGACAUUCAUAUAUAUGUGUAUAUAUAUAUAAAAUGUGUGCGUGUCAUGUCACUAUAUAUAAUGAUGUUUUAUGUCAUGCUGUUGUUGCAUGACUGCUGGGUUCUUUGAAGUAGUGUCUGCAGUUUGUUAGGAGCACCAUGGAGACUGUAUAUAAAGGAAUAGUCUCCUAGAAGUGAGGUACAUGGCUCUUAUCAUUCAAAUAUUUAUUCUGUUGGAAGAAAAUGGUUUUUUUUGUUGUUCUGCUAUAGAAAGAUGGGGGAGAUGCAUUCAGUCUAUUUUCCUUAAGUCUCCGCUCAUCAAUGGUAAUUCUGAGCAUCCUUUAGUGAUAUAUGCUGUGUCCAUGUAUUUAUAAUUUGUUUCCUAUAUACUCACAAAGAUGAAAUAGUUUAUGGUAGCGCUUUAUGGGAAUAGCAGGGAGUCUUUAUGUGGGGGAAAUGACAAUAAGGCUUCUGUGUGUGUGUCCGUGUGUGUGUGUGUGUGUGUGUGAGAGUGAGCGAGAGAGUGUCUCCAAUGUUAAAAAUCUGUUAGCGUUGUUUUUAAAAAGCUGUAGUGUCCUAAGGUUCGUAUUUGCCAAGUCUUCUGUAAACUGUUUUAGACAAAAAAUCUGAUGUGCUAAUGGAUGCAUUUUUUAAAGCAGAUUUGUCAUUCAAAAAUAACUGUUUUCUCUUUCCUAGAUACAUGAGUUUCCACGUGAAAAUAAAAAGCUUUUCAUUUUUUUUUUCCUUUCACAAAGGCAGGUUCGAAAUUCUGUGAAAAGCAAAAUGAUGUCUGAGCCUGAGGUGUAACACGCACAUCCGGUCACGCCAAUGCUCAGACUGUGGAUGUGUGAGCCAUUGGUGUCACUCAACAAUGUCUGUGUUAAACAGCUUCAGUCUUUUAUGUAGGUCACAUCAUGGUUAUGGUAUACUGUGCAAAUACGUGAGUCGUCUUCUGGUUUAUUCCAACAGCUAUUUAUUUUUUAGAAAGUAAAUUAUAAAGACUUUAAGGACACUUAAAGUUUAGUGUUCAAAUUGCAAAAUUUGGGGAAUUUUAAUGUAAAGUCCAUUUUCUGACUUGAAAAAGUAAAGUAAGAGUUGAUUGUAAGUAAAUAGUUAGAAUCAUCUACACAUCAUUUUAAGAAAAUAAUUAGCACAUAUUGAGUUCUAUGUUUGACUUGAUUUUUUUAACCCCAGUUUUGUUUUUAAUCAUAUUUUUGCACAUGGUUGAUUUUUGUGUUGUGGCUUUUAUUUGUUUUUAUUACUCAAGGCUUUUGUUCUUGGGUUUUUUUCUCUUUUUUUUUUGGCAGGGGGGAGAUUAUUUUCCAGUGUUUACUGUGUUUAAAUAAACAAAUGAAUUUGAAUGUUCAUUUAUAUGAUAUUUGAUACCUUGGUGUAAUUUCACAGUACAAUUCCAAUUUUUAUGGCUUUUAUAAUAUUUUCUUUUAUAGUAAAAUCCAAAGUAAAUUAAACAUUGAAAUUGUAAAACCGAUGUUUCAUUUUUAUGAAAUACAGGUCUCUACCAAGUCUAUAAUGUGAAUGAUCCUGCCUUUCAAAUUUGUUUCAUAUUUGUUAAAAGAAAACUAUUUUUUUGGAGAUGUUAUUGAAGUUGAAAGAGCAAUAAAAGUCUACGUAAUUA